GGCUCUUUUUUUCUUCUCCUUCCAUUUAACAUGUUAAGUCAGAUCAGGAAGUGUGAUGCUGUGACAGUAGAAAAGGAAGCAGGCACACAAUGGCACCAUGUUUGCUUCUGGGACUGGUAGCAUGAGAGGGCCCCGGGUAAAGACCCCCCUGUUGUUUCUGCUGCUGCUGACCGCUCUGACGAGGACAGUGCUUUGCCAAGAUGAAGAAACAACUGAGCCAGAAGAAGCGGUGAUAGCAGAGACAGCAGAACCAGAGGAACAAGUAGAACCAGCAGAACCAGGACCUGAUGGUGAUACAGAGACCUCAGAGAUACCCCUAACUUCUGCUGAUGCCUUUUCAGAACUGCCACCAGACCCCUCCGCCACAGAAGAGCCUCUUGAAAGUCCAGUAGAAGACGAUACUGGCUCAGGACUUAGGAGCCUCUACCUCCCUGUUGAUGAGCCCACAGAAUCAACGGUGGGGCCUGACUUUACGGGUUCGACGUUCACUCCAAAGUUGGAGGAGGGUUUGAGCCUCAUUAUCAUCCUGAUCCCUGUGGUGCUGGUGGUUUUAAUUAUCGGCAUGAUAGUUUGUGGUAUUUUCAUCAACCGGAAGUGGAAUAAAAAAGUGAGAGAUCAAGAGCUGAGAAAAGAGGAUCCAUAUUUGGACGGGUCCAGCACAGAGAAGGUGCCAAUGCCAAUGUUUGAAGAAGACGUGCCCUCUGUGCUGGAACUGGAAAUGGAAGAGUUGGGCCAAUGGAUGAAAAAGGAUGGUGAAACUCUACAGGACUCUACACUUGCUUGAAUCUGUUGAUGGCGGUUAACAAAGGACGCUCUCCCUGCAUGCAAGGACACAGUCAGUGAUGCAUUGAUGCCAACUUGGAUGUUUUGACCUUUCUUAAAUAAUCCAGCAGCAUCUGAGACAACAGGAGCUCAUUUGACCGCCAGGAAACAUUACAACUCUUUCAGGACACUAGAAAGCUUUACUUUUAUUUUUACAGCAAAAUAAUCAGCAACAAAAAUAACAUCUUGGUCGUCAUUCUUCCCGAAAGUCCUCACUGGACAGCAAUGUGCAACAGUUGGAUUUGUUAAACAGUGGCUCUUUGAUCAGUGUUGUGCCUUUCAUGUAUUGUUUCAGUUGUGCCUUGCCUGUUUUGAUUGUAUUGUCGAGCAGUAAUCUGUUAUAAUCCAGGUAAAUGCACAGUAUUUUCUGCCUCAAUGAAUCAGAAUGAAAAGUAUUAAGUUUAAAACUUAAAAAGUACUGUGCUGCAGUGAGCAAACAUUCCUUUUUCUGCAGAUUCAUGCUGUUUUAGGAGAAUGUGGUCAUCUUAAAGCGCAUUUGGCCGAUCCUCUUCUCCGCCCCUCACAGAUAUGACCGCUCAUAGUUUCUGCUGAUGGCGUCUCUUUAGCUCAAAGCCUCUUUGUUGUGUUACACUGUGUGACUCCCUCCAGCUGCAGGUUUUAAUGGGGAAAUAUCCUGUUGAAGAUUGCAGGCAUGCAUGACAGAGGAGGCCACUCCUUUUCAUGCCUGUGCAGAGCUGGUUCACAGAGAAAGUGUUUUUGUUCAGAGAACGAAAUCUCAAAGUGUGAAAUCAGUCUGUUUCUGAGUCUUGUGAUAAAUUAUUACCCGUUGCUGAAACAGCUUUCUAAAAGCUGCUACUGAUAAGAUUUUCAUCUCUCCAUGCUGUAGAUAAAAACUCUCUGACUGAAUACUUUAUGUCUGCAGAUGCUGUUCGGAUGUUUUGUUUCCAGUUUGGGCUUGAAAGUGUUGAAUCUAAGCAGUUGUGACACUGGUUUUGAUUAAUGUGAGUGUGACUUUCUAAAUGUGUCAGUCAGUAUUUUUGCAGUUACUUUGCACUGUAAAUAUGAGAAUACAGUAUACCAAAAUAUGUUAUUUUCAAGGAAUGCCUUUUGUAAAUAUUUCAUACAUGGCUGUUGUUUUGCUGAUGAAGCUUUGAAAAAAAUUACAAUAAAUUACAUCUUGUGAAAAAAUGAUACCAGUGUGGCUCUUGGGAUGGCAAUGUCGGCCAGUCCACCACGUUUUUUUAAAAUAAAUUUUCUCAACAAUUA
This is a messenger RNA of Plectropomus leopardus (leopard coralgrouper), 2049 nucleotides long. RefSeq names its product transmembrane protein 154 (gene tmem154). The record is from RefSeq and is a predicted model, not a curated record. Lineage: Eukaryota; Metazoa; Chordata; Actinopteri; Perciformes; Serranidae.